GGCUUCCACGCGGCUCCUUCGCUCGACACCAGCGUGGCAGGACGUCACCCAGCCUCCCCCUACGUGGAAUAGUGGUACAUCCUGCGUCUCCCCUUCAGCUGCGGAGCGAGUCGUACGGGCUGCAGGGCUUAGCGCAUCGGACUCUGCCUCCCCUUUUUUCCUGAAUGGAGCAGGUUUAGUUUAGCGAGGACGGCGAGUCCGAGUUGAGCUCGGCGUGGCUAACGGGGGACGCCGGAGAGGAGAGGCGGCUGGUUGAUCCCGGCAGAAGGAAGGCGCCGUCCUCCUUUUUUUCCCCCCCUCCCUGCCCUGCAGUCGAGCCAUGGCCGGGCGAGGUCGGCUUUGGGCGCUGGCGUUGGCGCUCUGCGCCUUGCCGGGCAGCCUCUGCCUACAGGAGACCGAAGCGGACGAACCUGAAGCGCCGGCGGCUCUGGGCGGAGGGGCGAACCGGCGGCGGCGCCUGAGCCAAGAGGACGGCAUCUCCUUCGAGUAUCACCGCUACCCGGAGCUGCGGGAAGCGCUGGUGUCGGUGUGGCUGCAGUGCCCGUCCAUCAGUCGGAUCUACACCGUGGGCCGGAGCUUCGAAGGCAGGGAGUUGCUGGUCAUCGAGAUCUCGGACAACCCUGGCGAGCACGAAGCUGGAGAGCCAGAAUUUAAAUAUGUUGGCAACAUGCACGGAAAUGAAGCUGUUGGAAGAGAACUUCUUAUCUUCUUGGCUCAAUACUUGUGCAAUGAAUAUCAGAAGGGGAAUGAGACGGUCAUUAAUUUGAUCCACAGUACACGUAUCCACAUCAUGCCCUCUCUGAAUCCAGAUGGCUUUGAGAAGGCAGCAUCACAGCCAGGGGAACUCAAAGAUUGGUUUGUUGGUCGAAGUAAUGCACAGGGAAUAGACCUAAAUCGAAAUUUCCCUGAUCUGGAUAGAAUUGUCUAUGUCAACGAGAGAGAAGGAGGUCCAAAUAAUCAUUUGUUGAAAAAUCUGAAGAAAGCUGUGGACCAAAAUCUAAAGCUUGCACCAGAAACAAAAGCUGUGAUUCACUGGAUAAUGGAUAUUCCCUUUGUACUGUCCGCCAAUCUUCACGGUGGGGACCUUGUGGCAAAUUACCCAUAUGACGAGACUCGGACUGGAAGUGCACAUGAAUACAGCUCCUGCCCAGAUGAUGCUCUUUUCCAAAGCUUAGCCCGAAGCUAUUCAUCUUUUAAUCCAGCCAUGUCAAACCCAAAUCGGCCACCAUGUCGCAAAAAUGAUGAUGACAGCAGUUUCAUUGAUGGGACAACUAAUGGUGGUGCUUGGUAUAGCGUUCCAGGAGGUAUGCAAGACUUCAACUAUCUUAGCAGCAAUUGCUUUGAAAUCACCGUGGAGCUUAGCUGUGAAAAAUUCCCUCCAGAAGAAACUCUGAAAACCUAUUGGGAGGACAACAAGAAUUCACUUAUCAGUUACAUUGAGCAGAUACAUCGAGGAAUAAAAGGAUUUGUUAGAAAUCUUCAGGGUAAUCCAAUUGCUAAUGCCUCAGUUUCUGUAGAGGGGAUAAACCAUGAUAUUACAACAGCAAAGGAUGGUGAUUACUGGAGGCUGUUGGUACCUGGAAAUUAUAAAGUGACAGCUUCAGCACCUGGCUACCUAGCAAUCACUAAAAAAGUGGCUGUUCCCUUCAGUCCUGCUAUUAGGGUUGAUUUUGACUUGGAAUCAUUGUCUGAAAGAAAAGAAGAGGAAAAGGAAGAGCUAAUGGAAUGGUGGAAGAUGAUGUCAGAAACUUUAAAUUUUUAAGCGGAAGUUCUGAAUUCACAUCUUUUAAUCUACUAUGUGUUCAUUUAGUGCAAUGUACUGUGAAAAGUCCCUACAUUUUAGAUUUUGUGUAGCUCAUAAUAUGUAACUUUGGGGUGGGGUGGGGUGGGCUGUGUAAUUUUUUUUAAUACCAAUAACAUAUUCUCCAUAAAAAGUAUAUUGCUGGAACCUUUUAUGUCAUUUUCACUGUCCUACAUAUUCAACUUGAAGGACAAAUGCCCACAAAAAUAUGUCCUUUCUCUAAAGUGACUGUAAAUUUGAGCAUUUUACUAUCCUAAAUAUGCAGGUUAAGUACAUUAAAAAGCUAUAAUAAUUAGUAGUCACUUGCAACAACUGCCACAAAUAUUUGUCCAUACAGGUAUACCUAUUUAGAUUUUUUUAAAAAAAAUAACUCAUAAUGGCACUGAAAAUAUAUAUGAUAAGAAUUUAGUGUUGUACAUAACAAAGUUUUUUUGUGUGUGGAAGAGCCAUAUAAAAUAAGAAUCCAAGUACUUGGGGAUUACAUAUACUACUCACAUGGAAAUGGCUUCCAUCAUUCUUAAGAAAAAAUAGCACAUUUUUUUCUCUUGUGUUUAUUAAUGUUCCUAAGUAAUGUGGUAAUCAGAUUAAAAAUUCUGGAUGGAUAAACAGUUAA
This is a messenger RNA of Pantherophis guttatus, 2414 nucleotides long. RefSeq names its product carboxypeptidase E (gene CPE). Lineage: Eukaryota; Metazoa; Chordata; Lepidosauria; Squamata; Colubridae. The record is from RefSeq and is a predicted model, not a curated record. Gene Ontology annotation, biological process: peptide metabolic process; protein processing. Gene Ontology annotation, molecular function: metallocarboxypeptidase activity; zinc ion binding.